Messenger RNA from Brienomyrus brachyistius, 2303 nucleotides. Its product is annotated as probable G-protein coupled receptor 132. Lineage: Eukaryota; Metazoa; Chordata; Actinopteri; Osteoglossiformes; Mormyridae. Gene Ontology annotation, cellular component: membrane. The transcript has 2 exons. Gene Ontology annotation, biological process: negative regulation of G2/M transition of mitotic cell cycle; G protein-coupled receptor signaling pathway; G1/S transition of mitotic cell cycle. Gene Ontology annotation, molecular function: G protein-coupled receptor activity. Bases 86 to 1132 code for a protein of 348 amino acids. The record is from RefSeq and is a predicted model, not a curated record.
CUGACAGCCAGUGCGGGGACAAGGAGCUCCCCCCCCCCGCCAAAUAUGAUCAGCACCCUCUCAACCCAGAGAGUAACGUCUAUGCAUGUACUUCUACGACACCAUGCUUGAGAUGACUGUGAUAUCUCCGAAUCAGACGUGGCCCAACUGUACGCUGCCAUACCGGGUGGACAAGAUUCCGCUGAUUCUGCUGUACAGCUUGGUGCUGAUCAUUGGACUUCCUGCAAACGUGGCUACUGUAUACAUGACUUUCCUGCAGGUCCGACGCAAGAACGUCCUGGGCAUUUAUCUUCUGAGCCUGUCGCUGUGCGACCUCAUGUAUCUGUGCACCCUGCCCAUGUGGGCCGUGUAUGUGGGCAAGGAACACAAAUGGCCCUGGACCUCGUUUGCCUGCAAAUUAACCAGCUACAUUUUUUUCAACAACAUGUACAUCAGCAUCUUCCUGCUCUGCUGCGUGUCGGUCGACCGAUUCGUGACGGUGGCCUAUGGUCUGGAGUCACGCGGCCUGCGGCAGCAGAAGCUGGCUGGCGCCGUCACCUCGUCGAUCUGCCUGCUGGUGGCACUUGUCCACUUGCCUGUCUUCACCAUGGCGGAGGGCGAAACAGACCAGCAACAGUCCUGCUUCGAACCCAGUCAACCCAGCCUCACCGUGACUGGCUUCAACUACGCACGUUUCGUCAUCGGCUUCCUCCUCCCAGUCGCUAUCCUAGUGGUCACCAAUCGCCGCAUCUUCGCCAGCAUCCAGGCCAGUGAAACCAUCCACGCCAAGCAGAAGUAUAAGAUCAAGUGCUUGACAAUGGUGGUCAUUAUCUUCUUCUUGGUCUUCUUUGGGCCUUAUCACCUUAUCCUUCUGCUGCGCGCCGUUACCUUCCACAUCCCCCAGUUACGGUACGACUGUGACUUUGAGGUACGGGUCUACACGCCUUACACCAUCUCCCUGGGGCUAUCUACUGUCAACAGUGCCAUGAACCCCAUCCUCUACGUUCUGGCCAGCGACAACAUCCGAAAGGAGAUUCGCCACGGCCUGGUGGCACUGGUCCGCCGGUCUAUCCAACGUCACCAGACUGACAGCAGCCAGAACAAGAUGCAGUCGUCGGAGGCAACCCAGGGCCAGGAAAACCCCAGCAGCUGAGGUGGCAGGGCAAAUUGAAACAAUUGCUUUUUUUCAGUGGCAAUGACAACCGCUCUGCUGUACCUGGCAGUGCUGUACCACUGCUACCAACUAGUGGGAAAAAUAUGGAGUAUUUAUAAGGUUACGAACUAUCUUGAAGGACUAAUAAAUGCAGUGUGUGGCCCAGUGGACUAUGCCUUUUAGCACCAGCCUCAGCACACAUGUGGGUCCUUGAGCAAGGCCCUUAGCCCCCAGCUCCUUGGUUGCCCCAGUGGUUGGUUGCCCUUCGUGGCCAGCUUACUCUCACCUACAGAGAGCAAGUUGGGGGAGGUGUAAAGAGAAUCUCCAUGUGGGAAUCGAUAAAGUAUCUAUUACAAUUUUUUAAAUGCACUUAUCACAUAAUGCUAAAUGUGACAAGUAGUAUUUAAGAUUUUUAUUGGAAUGUGGUUAAACUCUUUCAACAGAGUGAGCCCGCAGGGCAACAUAGCUAUUUAAGUCUAUGUUAUGUGAAUGGCUCGGCACCCAGGCACUCACAGGCUCAAGGUGUAGGUUAUGGUAACUUUAUUCCAGGCAUAAUACUCUUGUUUUUUUUAGUGCCUUUCUUGGGGGGGGGGGGGGGGUUUAUUAGACCAUGUUUUCUCUACCUGAGGCUUUACACAGCAUAGCUCUCUUUGGAUCGGUAUGGUCUCACUCCUCAAGCACGAUACACAGCUGACUGGAGAAGGAGUGUGUAGGACUUGAUGCCAGCAAAACCUUAACUAGGAGAAGUGGUGUGGUCAUGAACUGUGGCAAUGCGAUAUUUCCUGCACUUUCGUGCUGUGUCACACCAUUCUGUGGUCAUAACUGUCAAAAUAUCUUAUUAUCGUCAUUUAAAAUAUUUGCAUUAUUUUUUGAAUAGCACUGAAAAAACAAAAUUGCUUCAAGUGUUUUAUUUUAUUUUUACAUGUGAAUAUAAACUGUAAUGCAUAAUUUGUCAUUUCAUCUGCUGGCAGAGUUAUUGGUUUUAUAUGGGUAUUAUUGGUAAUUCUGGUCUGACCAGUUAAGCAGCAAUCUCUACAAGGCAAAGUAUGCUUGUGGUUAGAAUUUCUGCCGGCAUGAAUUCAGCUUUUAAAGCAUUAAUUGUUCAUAAGCUAUUAUGAAGACACCCCACAUCUGCUGUAAUAAAAUCCGAUAAUGCUUUAAAAACACAAAA